CCGAACAGCUGUUUUAUGCACAGCGUUGCCACAGUCUGCAUCGGCGUGUAUUUUGCUCUCUAGCUACGCAAUCUGGCAAGGCGGGCCCAUGCAUACCAGCCCUGACACUGGAUAUUUAUGGAACCUUGCGCGCAAAGCUGAGACAAUAUUUAAAUUUGAGUUAUAUUUGUUGCCAUAAAUAUGUCCGCCUUAACUAUUAAUCAAGUGCAAUAUGUGUCUUCGUUGCAGUGCUAUGUUUGUGUUAUAAAUAAAGCAAGCGAAUUGCAAAAGCAACAACAGCUGUUCCUACAACAACCUCCACAACAACAACAACAACAACAGUCGACUGAUGCAGAUGACAACAAGGAGCUUGAGCCCACAGCGUUUGACACGCCCAAAAUUAUCUGCAGAGGCUGUAAAAUGCAACGGUACUGUAGCCUGCAACAUCUGGUCGAGGAUCAAGCACAUCGUGACUUUUGUCGAGUGCUCAUUGAUCUGCAAAAGUCGCAAAACAUUGCACAUCCCCUGCUUCUAGCCGGCCCGCUCCUUGGACGCGCCCAACUACAGCAGGCCAUAGCUCAACUUAUGCUGGCGGUCCGUGUCAAGCUGCGGCGUCUGUUGACGCGUCGCGAAUGCGAACUUAUUGGCUAUCCCGGCUUUUGUGUGGUCUGCUAUCGCCUAGAGCCGCUAACAGCUUGCACGGGCUGCGCGGGCGUCGCCUACUGCUCCGCGGAGCAUCGACGCUUGGAUUGCUGCAAUCACACGCCGGCCGUGUGCCGGACCUUGGCACUCUACUAUUCACCCUACCGACUGUUGUCCAAUAAGCUGGAUAUUGUGCAGCUGAAGCAGCGCAGUGACUUGGAGCACAGCCAUUUGGUGGAAGCGUUUUACGCUGCCACAGAAAUUCGAAUUGAUAGCCAGCCUUGGCGCUCCUUAGAGCAGUAUGAACGCUUUGCCGCUUGCUCCUCGUUCAGCGGCAUUGCCAGCCUCUGCUUGGCGCUUACCCAUAUAUCCUUUGUCGCCGCGCCUCGUGAGAUUCUCAGCGUUUAUGUGGUGGGCGCCCAGGACCUGCAUCGGAGCUACUUUCAACAAAUGCAUCUCAAGUUCUUCUUUUUGCAAUAUCCAGAUAUCUGCCAGCUGGAAGUGUACUUUAUUGGGCACAAGCUGCUGGCCCGAGCUGGCGAGGAGGUGCUCACAUUUAUGCAAGGGGGCUGCCAACGUAAAGUCGUCCUGUGCACAUUUCCAAAAACUUUCGAGCGCUUUGCCAAGACACAUAAAGUAGAUCCCGUGCUGAUUAUUAUAUAUAAUCCCGAUUUCGCUGCAAUGGACACUCUGACAGAAGGAAUCGUGGAACGGAAAUAUCCGCAUGCUGUACAGCCAUCGGAGCAGGAUGACUAUAGCUGGCAUGGCUGCCUCUUGGAGACUCUCUACACCUAUGGCGUCCCAAUUUGUUUUACCUCGCCCACUAAGAUGCAGGCGCGUUCGGAUCUCAAUUGUGUUAAUGUGCUGGCCAGAGGUCAUAAAAUUGCCAUUCAACGCGUCUACAAUUGCACAGAGAAUCCAUAUCGCGAGAUAUUACCUCAGCACAAUCCGUGUCCCGAUGACGACGAAACCGUUAUUUAUGCAAAUAACUAUUUGGAAGUUGUUUUUACAAGCAUUCAAUGCUAAAACCUAAUAACUUAGACUUAUUUAUGUAUAUGGCGGCACAGACCUAAAUACUAGUCCUAAAGCUUUACGGUAUUAAUAACAGACCUUUUCUGACGUAUAAAAGUUAUAAGUAUUCGUUUUAACUUAUAAGUAUUCCUUAGUUUUUCUUAUAUGUACACAUUUAUUUAUAAGUAAGGUUUAAAGUUUUUUUUUUCAUUU
Messenger RNA from Drosophila montana, 1845 nucleotides. RefSeq lists its product as uncharacterized. The record is from RefSeq and is a predicted model, not a curated record. The transcript is spliced from 2 exons. NCBI's taxonomy places the organism in Eukaryota, Metazoa, Arthropoda, Insecta, Diptera, Drosophilidae. Bases 181 to 1647 code for a protein of 488 amino acids.